Molecule: messenger RNA, 1828 nt
Organism: Dermatophagoides farinae (American house dust mite)
Lineage: Eukaryota; Metazoa; Arthropoda; Arachnida; Sarcoptiformes; Pyroglyphidae
Source: RefSeq, a predicted model, not a curated record
AAUCUUUUCUUUCUCUGAAAACAAACCGUUAAUCAUCAUCAUCAUCAUUGUUCAUAAACAUUCAUCAUUUGAUUUGAUUCAUUUCAUGUUGCUGUUUUUUCAAAACAAAACCAAAACGAUAAAUUCACCACUGAACAAAGGGUCACCAUUAACGGCCGCAUCAUAUUCAAGUCUUGAUACUACUAUUACUACUGGUUCAGAUUUAUUUACCACAGCUGAAAUAUCGACAACAACAUCAUCAGUGGUGAUCACUCCGAUGACAACGUCCACCGACGAUAAUAAUCAUCGAAAUAAUAAACGAAAAAUAGCAUCAAUGGAUUCAGAAAGUAAUCGUCCACGUAUUAAACAACAGCCAUCGUUAACAUUAUAUUUGGCUGCCGUUUCUGCAUUACUUGGUGCAUUAGGCAUGGGUCUAGUACUUGGUUGGACGGCACCAGCAUUAAUAACAAUGGCUGAAGAUGGUAGUGAACCAAAAUUAGAUGAUAAAACUGAUAAAGAUGCAAUUACAUGGAUUGGAUCGAGUAUGACAUUAGGUGCAUUGUGUGGUGCACUAUUUUCCGGUACGAUAUCACAAUUUUUUGGACGUAAAAAAGCCCUUAUUAUCUAUGGAAUACCAUUCACAAUUGGCUGGGUACUAUUGGUUUUAGCGAAAAAUGUUACACUUUUAAUUGUUGGCCGUGUUGUUUGUGGUAUUAGUUGUGGUUUACUUUCCGGUACUGCACCGUCAUAUGUGGUUGAAAUUUCAACCAUCGAUAUUCGUGGUAUGAUUGGUGCUUGUUUUCAGCUUUUCGUCACAAUCGGCAUCCUUCUUGUCUAUUUAUUUGGAGCUUUUAUUACAUGGCGUCCAUUAGCCGGUGUAUCAAUGAUACCGACAAUCAUAAUGAUGAUUUGUAUGUUUUUCAUGCCUGAAAGUCCAUCAUGGCUAAUGUCAAAAGGCAAAGUAUCUGAAGCAACACAAUCAUUACGACGAUUACGUGGUUCCAAUAGUGAUACCGAACAAGAGAUACGUAUGUUACAGCAAGCUGAAAUUGAUAAACAAGGUGAUGAGUUUAAAUUCAGCAGCUACAGUCGUCGACCACAUUUAAUGCCAUUCAUAUUGUCACUAUUGUUGAUGUUGUUCCAACAAUUUAGCGGUAUUAAUGCCGUAAUGUUCUAUGCUACAUCAAUAUUUUCUGAAGCCGGAAGUUCAAUCGAGCCAAAAUAUGCAACGAUUAUUAUUGGUGUCUCACAAGUUAUUGCUACUGGUGUCGGUAGUUCACUUGUUGAUCGUCUUGGACGAAAAAUCCUUCUCGGCAGUUCGGCCCUAUUACAUGUUAUUUCAUUAGCCGCAUUAGGUGUAUAUUAUUAUCUUGCCGAUAAACAUCCGGAUACGGCAAAAAGUCUUGGCUGGUUACCAUUAGUCAGUCUAGUCGUAUUUAUUAUUGGAUUUUCAAUCGGUUUCGGACCGGUUCCUUGGUUAAUGGUAGCCGAAAUUACACCAACCGAUUCACGUGCUAUGACCAGUGCCAUUGCAACUGCAUUCAAUUGGACAUGUGCAUUUUUAAUUACAAAAAAUUUUGAAUUACUCAAAGAUACUUUCACUACGGAAGGCACAUUUUUUUCAUUCGCAGCAAUGGCCAUUGUAAGCAUAAUAUUUGUUGUAUGUAUGCUACCAGAAACCAAAGGUAAAUCAAGUGAAGAGAUUGCAAAAAAUUUCAAAUCAUCAUCAUCAUCGUCAUCAAAUCAUCGUAGCAAUAAUAAAGUGGAAUUAGAUCGAUUGAAUUGAUGAUGAAAUGUAAAUGAUAAUAAUAAAUGAUAUUCAAGAACAAAAAACAAAAACAAAAAAUUU